Messenger RNA from Anguilla anguilla (European eel), 4156 nucleotides. It is a transcript of the gene traf7, whose product is annotated as TNF receptor-associated factor 7. Gene Ontology annotation, biological process: Notch signaling pathway; ribosomal large subunit assembly. Gene Ontology annotation, cellular component: nucleolus. The transcript has 18 exons. Gene Ontology annotation, molecular function: protein binding; zinc ion binding. The coding region runs from base 594 to 2306 and encodes 570 amino acids. The record is from RefSeq and is a predicted model, not a curated record. Lineage: Eukaryota; Metazoa; Chordata; Actinopteri; Anguilliformes; Anguillidae.
AGGAAGCCCCCCCUCGCCGGCCCUUCUCCCCGGUUUGCGCGGUGGAGUUGGCACUGGGAGCGAGCAGCGGUGGAACAACAAGUGACUAUGAGCACAGAUGAGACUGCGCAGGGCUCGAGUGCGCCUGAGAAAUUCGGGAGUUUUCACCAAAAUUGGUGGGACUAUUUGAGCGGGACAGAAGGGUGAAGUGCGUAAGGGAAAGCAGAAGUGGGACCCCGUAAGACUUACGGCGUCCCUGAGUCUUCCGCUGCUGACGCGCCUCCACUGCGAGGGCCGCGAAGGGGCCAGGCUCCUGCGGAGCGAGAGAAAACGAGCGCACAACCGUCGUUCCUUCACCAAAACCUGGAAAUUUUACCUCGCACGGCAGGAUCUGUGUGUCACGUACACUUUUUGAAUGUGGCAUUGGCUAGACAAUUGAGAUAUUGAAAAUAGCUAACCUUUUUUCCAUUGCUGUGGACUGGACAGGACACAUUUGACUAAUUGGCAAUGUUUUGCCUGUGAAGUGCGGUUUUGUUCAAUUUGAGCCCCCCAUCAGCACCCCCCGCCGCUCCGACUCGGCCAUCUCUGUGCGCUCCCUGCACUCCGAGUCCAACAUGUCCCUGCGCUCCACCUUCUCCCUGCACGAGGAGGAGGAGGACACGGAGCCCCAGGUAUUUGCAGAGCAGCCCUCGGUCAAGCUGUGCUGCCAGCUCUGCUGCAGCGUGUUCAAGGACCCUGUCAUCACCACCUGUGGGCACACCUUCUGCAGACGAUGCGCCUUGACCUCAGAGAAGUGCCCGGUGGACAAUGCCAAGCUCACUGUGGUGGUGAAUAACAUUGCCGUGGCCGAACAGAUCGGUGAGCUCUUCAUCCACUGCAAGUACGGCUGCCAGUCAUCCGCCUCUGGCAAGCCCAGUGCCUUUGAGGUGGACCCACUGGGUUGCCCCUUCACCAUCAAGCUCAGCACCAGGAAAGAUCACGAAGCGAGCUGUGACUACCGGCCUGUCCGCUGCCCCAACAACCCCAACUGCCCCCCUCUGCUCACCAUGAACUUGGAAGCCCACCUGAAGGAGUGUGAGCACAUCAAAUGCCCCCACUCCAAAUAUGGGUGCACCUUUAUCGGGAACCAGGACACGUACGAGACCCACCUGGAGGUGUGCAAGUUCGAGGGGCUGAAGGAGUUCCUGCAGCAGACGGAUGACCGCUUCCACGAGAUGCAGGUGGCGCUGGCGCAGAAGGACCAGGACAUCGCCUUCCUGCGCUCCAUGCUGGGCAAGCUCUCUGAGAAACUGGACCAGCUGGAGAAGAACCUGGAGCUGAAGUUCGAUGUUCUGGACGAGAACCAGAGCAAGCUGAGUGAGGACCUGAUGGAGUUCCGUAGGGAUGCCUCCAUGCUCAAUGAUGAACUGUCUCAUAUAAACGCCAGGCUCAAUAUGGGCAUCCUGGGAUCCUAUGACCCCCAGCAGAUAUUCAAGUGCAAGGGCACCUUUGUGGGCCACCAGGGCCCCGUGUGGUGCCUGUGUGUGUACUCUACCGGUGAUCUGCUCUUCAGCGGCUCCUCCGACAAAACCAUCAAGGUCUGGGACACCUGCACCACUUACAAGUGCCAGAAGACAUUAGAGGGCCACGAUGGCAUUGUCCUGGCUCUGUGCAUUCAAGGGAACAAGCUGUACAGCGGAUCAGCAGACUGCACUAUCAUUGUGUGGGAUAUUCAGACACUACAGAAAGUCAACACUAUCCGGGCUCAUGACAACCCAGUCUGCACCCUGGUGUCUUCACACAACAUGCUCUUCAGUGGCUCCCUCAAGGCCAUUAAGGUGUGGGACAUCGUGGGCACGGAGCUCAAGCUGAAGAAGGAGCUGACUGGACUGAACCACUGGGUCCGGGCACUGGUCGCGUCUCAAAACCACCUGUACAGUGGCUCUUACCAGACCAUAAAGAUCUGGGAUAUUCGCUCUUUGGAGUGUGUUCACGUGCUUCAGACCUCUGGUGGCAGUGUGUACUCCAUCGCUGUUACCAACCACCAUAUCGUUUGUGGAACUUACGAGAACCUCAUCCAUGUGUGGGACAUUGAGUCCAAGGAGCAGGUGCGAACGCUGACUGGCCACGUGGGCACUGUGUACGCCCUGGCCGUCAUCUCUACGCCAGACCAGACCAAAGUGUUCAGUGCCUCCUACGACCGCUCACUCAGGGUGUGGAGUAUGGACAACAUGAUCUGCACUCAGACCCUGCUGCGGCAUCAGGGUAGCGUCACGGCGCUGGCUGUCUCCCGAGGGCGCCUCUUCUCUGGGGCUGUGGACAGCACUGUCAAGGUGUGGACCUGCUAAUGCCAUCCGUGGUUUGCUCCCCCUGCCAGGGUGCAGCCGGGAAGUGUCACAUGACAGGAGACGGUUUAAUUUCAGACUGCUUUCACGGUUAUUGUAAUGAUGAUAAGGAAUCGACAACGCCAAGCUCGAAAAUGUUGCUUCGUUCAAAAAAAAAAAAAAAAAAUUUCUCGGUUGAUUGAAUUGUGAUUCUGUACACCACUAUGGGGCCAGGUGUUUUUUUUUUAAUGCAACUGUAGAGUCAGUGCAGUGGAGGUACUGGAUCCCACUGGAGCCUUUCACACUGACACCGCCUUGGACACACAGGGUGCCUCUUCUUCCCGCUAUGAGUGCCAUGACGAUUGGGACCGGUGGAAGAGCACCCCUCAGCUCACACCUUCAGGGCUGUAUUCACACACUGGGUACACAGAGCUGCCAGACUGAAGUAUCUGCCUUAUCUGAGCAUGUGAAUGCGCAGCAUUGGCGCAGCCUCAUGGAAAACUCCACCCCCCUUCCAAUGACAUUCCCACAUCUGAGAGGGUGCCUCUGGCCCUGCUGAAGCCAAACCCCUCCCCUUUCAAGCUGAGCAGUGUGGAGGAACAUGAAGAUACUGUAUUGCCAAUGUUCUCCUGUAAUCCGGGGAUGCGGCAGGCGGGGCUGACCGACACUGCAAAAAAAAAAAAAGUAGAGAAACAAAGGAGAAACUGCGUGCUUGUACGUGUCUGCACUCAAGUCUGAAACAAAGCAAAGUGCUGAUACGGUUUUUUAAUGGUUCAUUCCUUGCUUUGAGGCCAGAAUUCCCUCACGGUUGGCAAUUCCUGAAGUUGUGGUGUGAUGAUAAAGCCGUCUAGCCCUUGUUCAUAGUUAGGGGGCCUCUGUUUGCUGGGAUGUGCUGCUUUGCUGUUCCCCGUUAGCUGCCGGGGGAAGCUCCGCCGGGGAAGCUCCCGCCAGGUUGGGGGAACGUGGUUUCGGUGGGCAGUCUCAGCCAUCAGUGACCCCAGUUCAUUUCUUCAUCGCUGCGGAGGAGCUGCGACCGAUGCGUUUUCGAGUCAAGCGCUUGACUUUUUAUGCUUUAUAGCUGCAUCACCUUUUCCACACGGCAGCUGUUCAAAAGAAAGAGAGGAGGAAGACGAGUUCAGAAUUAUGCACACGAAAGUCACACGAGCUGAGCUGCCAGUGUGGAGAAAAAAAGUGUCUUGUGCCCAUUUCACCUUCUUGGUUUAGUGAAGAACUCCAAACCGCUGCUUUAAUGUGAUUGCUGACGCAUUUUUAAACUUAAAGUGCUGCUGUCUAUUUUAGAUAGGCCUUUUUUAUAUGUGUAAAAUAGUCCUGUAAACUAUAUUUUUAACCCCAUUGUACGCUUCAUGCGGUGUUUCCUUACAAAAGGUUCAAUACUUUUUUUUUUUUCCUUCUUCUGUAGGCCUGGCUCAUUGGGCAGAAAGCUGGCAGUGCCGCUCAUGUCCUGGCCAGCACUGAGCAGAGCUUAAUUUUCAUUAGAUUUUAAUUUGGGGCAUCCUGUUGAUGGGCAGCUCAUUUAAAUCAUGGUAACAAAUAAACUCCUAAAACUUGGUUUAAAAGUCAUAAUGCCGAAGUUGUGAUUGACUUGGCCUUUGAUUGAAUUUGAGAUAAGCAGAACUCUUUUGUGAGGGUACACUGCAGUGUGUAUUUGCAGUGCCAAUGGUGCCAUAAGCAAGCGCAUGGUUAAUUUCAGGCUUUUUCCCUAGCUCUGUGGAGGAAAGAUGUUAAAAGGUACGACGUGGAGUGCGGGGGAGGGUGGGAGAGGACUUUCUCCCACAGCAGUGAUAUACAUCACGCUCACUUGUAUACAUUAUGUUAAGCUUGAUUUUACCAUUAAAGCAGUGUACACUUUGGUA